Messenger RNA from Etheostoma cragini (Arkansas darter), 2315 nucleotides. Its product is annotated as integral membrane protein 2A-like. Gene Ontology annotation, molecular function: amyloid-beta binding. Gene Ontology annotation, cellular component: Golgi apparatus; plasma membrane; extracellular exosome. The record is from RefSeq and is a predicted model, not a curated record. The coding region runs from base 273 to 1019 and encodes 248 amino acids. The transcript has 6 exons. Lineage: Eukaryota; Metazoa; Chordata; Actinopteri; Perciformes; Percidae. Gene Ontology annotation, biological process: negative regulation of amyloid precursor protein biosynthetic process.
GCUGUCAAACCAGCAAUAACAGUCGAGUAAAUUCUCCUACACGUACAAUGUUUAUAUAUAUUUUUUUGCAGCUUGAAGUUGAAGUAGUUUUUGCCAGCUUCCGCUUCGGAUGUCUUCUUAAUCCCCUCUGGCCACCGGAAGCUCUACAUAAAGCCGAGGUUGCAAAGUGCGUCACUGCGUGGAUCAACUGACAACGAGCCCGAAGUCCAGCACCGACACUCUCCCUUCUCCUGUUUGUACAAGAUACCCCGAGCUGACGUUUCCACUCCAGCAUGGUGAAGAUUGCUUUUAACGCGGCUCUGGCGCAGAAGGCGCUGGGCAAAGAGGGGCUAGCCGCUGACAAGGAUCCGGAGCUGGCCUCUGGUCCAGCGGGCAGCGAGGGCUCCACAGGUCGCUGCCUGCUCACCCUGCUGGGCAUCGCCUUCAUCCUCAGCGGGCUCAUCGUUGGAGGAGCAUGUCUCUAUCGAUAUUUCACCCCGAAGAGACUGUACCACGGUGCCAUGCAGUUCAGUGACGUGUCGACCGGAGCUGGAGGAGAGAGCCAGCCGUACUACCUGCCACGGGUGGAGGAAGAGGUGGAGAUCUCAGACAGCAUGGCCGUCAUCAGCGUCCCCCCUCCCCGCUUCAGACCCGGGGACCCUGCCUACAUCCUCCAUGACUUCAACAGGAAACUUACGGCGUACCUGGACCUGACUCUGAGGACCUGCUUUGUGAUUCCUCUGAACACGUCCGUGGUGCUCCCCCCUCAGGACCUCAUCGACCUCUUCUCCCAGCUGAUGUCCGGGUCUUACCGCAGCUACUUGGUGCACGAGGACCUGGUGGUGACGGAGCGCAUCGACGACGUCAAGCCUCUGGGCUUCUACAUCCGCCGGCUGUGUGACGGAAAGGAAACGUACAGAAUGCAGCGCCGCUCCAGCCUGCCAGGUGGAGGCAUCCACAAGCGCUCCGCGGACGACUGUUUCACCAUCCGCCACUUUGAGAACAAGUUUGUGACGGAGACCAGGAUCUGCAAGGCCUGAUGGGAACGCAUAGGUGCAUAGGUCAGGAAGCGAGAGACAGAGAGAGAGAGAGAUAGUGAGAGACAAAUGUUGGGGACAGCGAGUGAGAGAGUGAUGGGGAUAAACAGAGCGACGGAGGGAUUAGGCGAAGAAGGGAACAGCUUUCAGCAGAAAGUUACUUUUGUAUUAAACUCUUAACUCCAGUUUUUGCCUCCCCUGUGAUAAGUGAAUUUAAGUUUCAGCGUUAAAUAGCCUAACCCCCCCCCCCCCCCUCCCCCCGUACCUGUAUAAGUCAUAGCACUUUCGCUGAAGUAUACACUAGUUAGUCUCGUACUAAUAAUCAGCUUUCUUACUAAGAAUAUACUAUAAGUUUCAUUUGUUCUGUUGGUUUGUGUUCUGUUGCCGUAGCUACCUGCUGAAUUACUUUAUCGUCGUUACUGUAUUACAUCUUCUCAUGUCUAGACAAGAGUUGUUAGUCCUUCUACUGAAUAUCCUAGUGAUGCUGAGAAGUCAUCCAUAUCAGACGUGUGUGUGUGUGUCCGCCCACUGUCCCCCUUCUUAACGGGGUUUAUAGAGCAGCCUUGAUAAGAUAUACUAUAUGUUAUAGUGUGACAUAGCACAAGUCACCCAGGAAAUGUAUGGUACAGUUAUAGUUACAUUACACAUGUAACAUGGUUGUCCGUGUCUGUAAUGGAUGGCCAGAGAUCUCUGUCACCCCUUGUUGUAGAUAUUUCCCAGAGGCCUCUGCUGUCCUGCUGUGUGACGAUUUUAUGUUAUUAAUUAAGGUGAGCAGUCCGACACGUUAUGACUUGUGUAGAAAUAUCAUUUGUGACAAUAAACUUGAAGGAUGGUUAAUGAGCUAAAGGGAGAUUUCUCCAAAUUUGCAAACACAUUCUUUUUUCAGUUUUUCAAUUAUCAUUUAUGAAUUUAUAGUCCCAUAAUGUGAGAUUACCUUUACUGAAGUAGCUGUGAUAAGCAGCCAGGCUGCUCAAAGUUUGCAGAACUCUAUAUAUUUAAAAAAAAAUCAUCACAGGAACAGUGUUUGUAAAAAUCCUUCAAUGAAUCUGCAUGAAGCAAUUGUUCUUUUAUUUAGAAAAACCCUAAAGGAAUAUAAAGAAUAGGCCUUUUGCCAAAUAACUUCAAGUCAUUUUUCAGUGAUUUCCUGCACAAAAAGACAAUCAGACAGAUGUGUGUGUGUCCAGAUGUUUGUCUCGGCUUUUUAACACUGCUAGAAGAUUAGAUAAAAGCCAAUGUUGUGUGCAGCUACUGAAAUGAAUUCACUUUGUUGCUGAAUAAAGUGGCAUUUCUUUACCUACU